Mycena citricolor is the source of this 1242-nucleotide messenger RNA. The record is from the annotation of a GenBank genome assembly. Lineage: Eukaryota; Fungi; Basidiomycota; Agaricomycetes; Agaricales; Mycenaceae.
AUGUCCUCUACACCCAGUCCACUGAAGGUUACGAUCGUCGGCGGCGGCGUUGGCGGACUCUCCGCCGCUGUCGCUCUGCGUCAGAAUGGGCACAUCGUCCAGGUGUUUGAGCGUUUGGAGUCGGACAUCGAACUCGGGGCAGCGCUGAGCUUGCAGGAGAACGCCAUGCGUGUUUUGCGCAAAAUCGGAGUCAACCGGGAGAGCCUGAGACCGGUUUAUGCUCGCGGGCUUGUGGGCUUCAAUGCCAUCACUGGAGAAAGCAGAGAGCUACUGCUCGUACCGAAGGAUGCAGCACCAGGACCGACUGACAUCGCACUCGUCCACCGCAGUGACCUGCACGAAGAACUCAAGCGAAUUGCCCUUGCUCCAGACGGAAACGGGCCUCCCGUGCUCAUCAAACUGGGCUGCAAAGUCGUCUCGUGUGAGCCCGAAGCAGGCGUCGUCCUCCUCGACUCGGGCGAAACGAUAUCCGCAGAUCUGGUCAUCGGGGCAGAUGGUCUGCAAUCUGUCAUUCGGUCUCACGUCCUUGGUUAUGUCCAAGACGCGGAGCCCACCGGAUACGCUUGCUGCCGGAGUGUUUUCGAUGCCGCUCCAAUGAAGGACAACCCUGAUUUUGACUGGAUCACCAAGGGUGUUCCCGGGGCACGAGCCGUGCCGUGGAAGGGAGCACCGUUCCGCAUGAUAUUCUGUUAUCUCUGCCGGAACGGGGAGCUGCUCAAUUGUGCCCACUUUUUCCAGGAAUCUGACGAAGACAAGCAAAAUCUUACGAGCCGCACCAUCACUCCCGCUGAGGUCCUCCCCAAGUUCGCCGGCGCUGAUCCGAAAUUCCUCCGUCUGUUCGACCUGCCCAAUCACAACGGUGAACACUACCGGUGGCGGCUCCGCGCCAUGCCCGUUCUCCCCACCUGGUUCAACGGCCGCACAGCCAUUCUCGGCGAUGCGGCCCACGCCAUGGUCCCUUUUAUGGCCCAGGGCGCCGCGAUGGCCAUCGAGGACGGAGCGGUGCUUGCCGGCCUCCUUCCUCUCGGGACCACACCCGAGCAAAUUCCAGCCCGGCUGGCUGCGUGGCUGGAUAUCCGGAAGCCCAGGGCGGAAUUGAUGAGCAAGACUUCGUUUGCGCAGAUCCAAGCCACCAUAGAUGGCAAUCACGCCAGUGUGCAUUUUGAAGAGGCACGUGUGAAUCUCAUGUCGUAUGAUGCGCUCCAGACCGGGAAGGACGCUUAUCAGAAAUUGUUUGCCUGA